This is a messenger RNA of Chironomus riparius, 1266 nucleotides long. NCBI's taxonomy places the organism in Eukaryota, Metazoa, Arthropoda, Insecta, Diptera, Chironomidae. The record is from the annotation of a GenBank genome assembly.
AUGAAAACUAAAUUUCUCAAAUAUAAAAAUGUUCAAACAUUCAAAUCAACUCAAGUUGUUCAAUAUCAAGCCAAACGACCCAAAGAUUUUUAUUUUUUCAUUGAAAAUGAGUUCAUCUGUCAAUCAGAUUGCAAUUUAUUUCAAAAUGAAUUUUCAGUCAAAUACUUCUCUACUGUCAAUUUAAUAAAACUUUCAAGAGAUCUCGACCCAGUUGCGUAUAAAAUCUAUUUCGAUUGUUCCGAAUUCGGACUUGGUAAAGCAGAUAUGAAGAAACUUUACAAGCAAAUUGAGCAAUAUAUAAAAGAUAAAUUUAUGUCAAUAGACUCAGCUUUUAUUGGAUGCAUCCGAGAUGAUAAUGAGACGCAUCAAUUUUGUACCGAAGCAAAUCUCAAAUUUAAAUGCAGGACUGACCCUUUUCAUGACAUAUUCAACAUUUUGAAAAAUAUUUAUGUGGUUUCAAAUAAUUCAUAUCAAGUUCUUAAAUAUCAGGAUGGAAAUGAUUCAGUUCAAUUUAGCUACAAAGACCUCAAACUUUUUAUUGAUAUGCACGGCACAACUUCAUUACCAAAAGUAGGAUUCUUCGAUACAAAAAAAUUUGGAAAAUUAGAAAGUCAUAAAAGAAUUUGGAUGCCAAAUAGAAAUAUCCAGUUAGAGAAAUUUAUUAGCCAAUUUCGUUGCUUAUUCAGUAUUAACUACUACUUAAAAAUUCAACAUCUUCUGCAAGAAACCAAAGGAUAUAAAAACAAAUUUAUUGAAGCUCAAUCAUUAAUAAAACUUAUAUUGUUACUCCAAAACAUCUAUGAGAUGCAGCACCGAUUUGUAAAACUUGAAGACAUUCAACAUUUAGAACAUUAUCAUAAGGAGCUGAAGCGCUAUAAAUUUCAGAACAAUAACAUUCGAUGUCUAAAAAACUUAACCACUUCUACGAAAACCAACUUAGAAACCUUCAAAUAUCUUAAUAAAAGCUUUAUCAAGUUUAAACCAAGCUACUUUAGUACUCAAUCGAUUGAAGCUGAAAAAGGUUAUCUUCGAUAUCAAAAUUGUGGUGAUUUGCCAACUGAAUCUCAAUGUAAAAGCUUCUUUAAACAUACUCAGGCAGGCACAGCCGAAAUGAAGUUGUCGUCAGAAUUUGGAAGAGUAAAAAUAAAAUUUGAUAAGGUUCCAGGAUCAGAAUUAGAAUUCAAGAAAGGAGAGAUUAAUCACAAAAACUUAGAAAUUAAUGAUGAUGAUAACAUUUGUGAAAUGUUUUGGUCUCAUUCAGAUUAG